This is a messenger RNA of Colossoma macropomum (tambaqui), 744 nucleotides long. RefSeq names its product signal peptidase complex subunit 1 (gene spcs1). Gene Ontology annotation, biological process: protein targeting to ER. The transcript has 4 exons. NCBI's taxonomy places the organism in Eukaryota, Metazoa, Chordata, Actinopteri, Characiformes, Serrasalmidae. The coding region runs from base 292 to 600 and encodes 102 amino acids. The record is from RefSeq and is a predicted model, not a curated record. Gene Ontology annotation, cellular component: endoplasmic reticulum membrane; signal peptidase complex.
CUUGCUGCCAUAUAAAAAAAACAGAGUCGUUUGUUAUUUUGUUAUAGCUUUAUUAAUAACAUUGCUAAUCCGAGAGUAAUACACAUGUUUAAAUGCGUUAAAUAAACUCUCUUUCUUGCGGUUGUGUUUAACGAGCACAACUGCUGCGCAGGCGCUGAGCGUAUCGAGCCGCUUGAUGCUUUCUGUCGGAUUUCCUCGGGUCCUUCAGAAAUCUACGUGCAUCUUUUUGAAACAGGAAAUCUCAAAUUCAUAUCGAUUCCUCUUAAAUUGGCUCAAAUUCGUUGUUUCACGAUGUUGUCCAUGUUUAAAUCUAUACCGACUCACAUGGACUACAAAGGACAGAAACUUGCGGAGCAGAUUUUCCAAGGCAUCAUCCUUGUCUCAGCGGUCAUUGGAUUCAUUUAUGGUCUUAUUAUUGAGCAGUUUGGAUGGACUGUUUACAUAAUGCUAGCUGGAUUUACUGUCUCCUGUUUGCUUACACUGCCUCCUUGGCCCAUGUAUAGAAGAAACCCCCUCACAUGGCAGCCUGCCAUACGUGAGCCGUCUACAGAAAGCCGUGAAAAGCCUCAGGAGAAUUUAAAGAAGAAAAAGCAUAAGUAGAACACCAUCUAGUUUCGACUUGAACACCUUUGCAUAGUGAUCCUCUUUGUGGACUUGCCAAAAUAUAAUAAUGUAACGAUUCAACCAUUUAUGUCAUGUUUCAUGUAAAAUUACAACUCUUUAAUAAAGACGAUCAUUCUUACA